This is a messenger RNA of Merops nubicus (carmine bee-eater), 438 nucleotides long. Its product is annotated as developmentally-regulated GTP-binding protein 2-like. Gene Ontology annotation, molecular function: GTP binding; GTPase activity. Lineage: Eukaryota; Metazoa; Chordata; Aves; Coraciiformes; Meropidae. Gene Ontology annotation, biological process: cytoplasmic translation. Gene Ontology annotation, cellular component: cytoplasm. Bases 22 to 360 code for a protein of 112 amino acids. The transcript is spliced from 5 exons. The record is from RefSeq and is a predicted model, not a curated record.
AACAAGAUUGACCAGAUCUCAAUGGAGGAAGUGGAUCGUCUUGCCCGGAGACCCCACAGUGUUGUAAUCAGCUGUGGCAUGAAGCUGAACCUGGACUACUUGCUGGAGAAGCUCUGGGAAUACCUUGCACUCACCUGCAUCUACACCAAGAAACGAGGGCAGAGACCAGACUUUACAGAUGCCAUUAUUCUACGGAAAGGGGCCUCUGUGGAGCACGUGUGCCAUCGAAUUCACAGGUCAUUAGCCAGCCAGUUCAAAUAUGCCUUGGUGUGGGGGACAAGCACAAAAUACAGCCCACAAAGAGUGGGUUUAACCCAUAUGAUGGAGCACGAAGAUGUCAUUCAGAUUGUCAAGAAGUAACCCUCUUGGCUGGUGCCUGGCCUUGUCUCUUAAUUGCUAGAAUUGGAACUGAUCACAUAAAAGCAAAACAAAACAAAA